Molecule: messenger RNA, 255 nt
Organism: Plasmopara halstedii
Lineage: Eukaryota; Oomycota; Peronosporomycetes; Peronosporales; Peronosporaceae
Product: iron sulfur cluster assembly protein 1
Exons: 2
Coding region: 1-255 (84 amino acids)
Biological process (GO): iron-sulfur cluster assembly; intracellular iron ion homeostasis
Cellular component (GO): cytoplasm; mitochondrial matrix
Molecular function (GO): ferrous iron binding; 2 iron, 2 sulfur cluster binding
Source: RefSeq, a predicted model, not a curated record
AUGUAUCAUGAGAACGUCAUUGAUCAUUACGAGAAUCCACGUAACGUAGGAUCAAUGGACAAGAGCUCGAAGGAUGUUGGUACAGGUCUCGUGGGCGCCCCUGCUUGUGGCGACGUAAUGAAGCUACAGAUUCAGGUGGACGAGAAUGGAACGAUCGUAGACUCUAAAUUCAAGACGUUUGGUUGCGGCUCUGCCAUUGCGUCGUCAUCUGUGGCUACGGAGUGGCUUAAAGCUGCAUUGCAGCAUGCUGGCUGA